UCAUGUAUGCUUUGUUGAGUUGGGUGUUGGCGAGGUGGUGAUUUUGGAGAGACGAAGAGAGAGAAAAGGAGAUGUCGUACUUGCUACCACACUUGCACUCAGGAUGGGCAGUAGAUCAAGCUAUCCUCGCUGAGGAAGAACGUCUCGUCAUCAUCCGCUUCGGCCAUGACUGGGAUGAAACCUGCAUGCAGAUGGAUGAAGUGUUGGCCUCAGUAGCAGAAACAAUUAAGAAUUUUGCCGUGAUAUACCUUGUGGACAUAACGGAGGUGCCUGAUUUUAACACAAUGUACGAGCUGUAUGACCCCUCUACAAUAAUGUUCUUCUUCAGGAACAAGCACAUAAUGAUAGAUCUUGGCACCGGGAACAACAAUAAGAUCAACUGGGCCCUUAAGGACAAGCAGGAAUUUAUCGACAUCGUUGAAACUGUUUAUCGUGGUGCCCGGAAGGGUCGGGGUCUGGUGAUUGCACCAAAAGAUUAUUCCACAAAAUACCGCUAUUGAGCAUUUUUGCAGAAUACAUGUGGUGGAACUCUUAUCACAAGUGUAUUAUUAUCAAACUCGAUAAGUUUGGUCUACACUCUUUCCCAUGGAUUAAUGUUGACAAUGAAUGUUCUAUUGUUGUAACUGUUGCUUGAGCAAGCGGGUGUACUCAUAAGUUCUAUCAUAAUGCUGGUUUGUUUUUAAA
Molecule: messenger RNA, 684 nt
Organism: Beta vulgaris subsp. vulgaris (sugar beet)
Lineage: Eukaryota; Viridiplantae; Streptophyta; Magnoliopsida; Caryophyllales; Amaranthaceae
Product: thioredoxin-like protein YLS8
Exons: 2
Coding region: 72-500 (142 amino acids)
Biological process (GO): mRNA splicing, via spliceosome
Cellular component (GO): spliceosomal complex; U5 snRNP; U4/U6 x U5 tri-snRNP complex
Source: RefSeq, a predicted model, not a curated record